This is a messenger RNA of Doryrhamphus excisus (bluestripe pipefish), 11674 nucleotides long. The record is from RefSeq and is a predicted model, not a curated record. Lineage: Eukaryota; Metazoa; Chordata; Actinopteri; Syngnathiformes; Syngnathidae.
CUCCGGAUGUACCGUCAAUUUUUAUUCACAGGAAAAAAAAACAGCUGGUGUUGGAGAAGAAAAUACCACCGAAAAUGCCAGCCUCAGAGAGAGGACGCGAUCCUCUUGAUCCUCCACCCAAGAUUAGGAAGUUGGAUGAGGAUGUUGGCGCUAUUCAAAGUGAAGCUGCACCAGCUGCCAACAACACCUCCCUAAAAGAAAUGAAUAUGCAAGAGCAGACAGUUGCCCCGCGGACCAAGAGGAAACUGUCAUCCUCGUCGGAAGAGGGAGACAAACCAGCUAAGGCGUCCAGACGGGGUUCCCCUGUUCACAACUCCAGCAUACGCACUUUAGAUGCAUCCAUCAUGAACGCCACAAGUGCCUCCUGCGGAGAAGCUCCAUCUGAUAGCGCUAACUCCAAAGUUUUCUCUGCAGGGGUGACUUCCUCCGAGUCUGAUGACGAAACUAAGUCAUACCUCGCAGAGAGCGGCGAGACCUGCUGCAUCAGGCAAUAUCCUAACCAAGUCCCAGCAAAGCGCAAGGCUGAAGACGAGUUGUGUUGUGACUCGUUGGAGGUGAGUGAAGAGUUCCAUGUAGAGACACAGAUUGAUUACAGUUAUAGGAGAGCGUCAGAGUCGGGUCUUGACGGAACAGCAGAGGCAACUCCUGAUGAAGAAGAAAACUCAUCGACACAAAGACUGGAACGUGCAGCAAAGACAAACGAGUCAAAGGACACUAAUGGUUCUGAAACAGUGAGUAUCAAAUUUGCAGCUGAAGAAAAGGACGUAAAAGAAGCAGAGGACCAAACGCUGAUAGACGGCACAACCUCAGCGUCAUGUGCAGAAGUUGUGACAGACUCUAUCAAGAACCACAGCGGUUUAGCUAGCAAAGCUCUACCCUUGUCAUCAGAGGUAUUUUGUUCUAGCAGCACCAACCAACUACACCAGCACAGUACAGACAGACGGGCAGACGACCAACCAAAAUGUCAGAACAAUGAAUUAAAAGAGACGGUUUCCAGUGAAACAUGGCAACAUUGUAAACAGGAGGCAGUGGAAAUUGAGGGGCGUGAUGUCCUUGUGGGGUCUGAGGAGGGUCUUUGCAGUGAACAUCACCAACCCUUUCACAGCACCCCAGAAGAAGAAAUCUCAGAAAGUUGUCAACCUGAGAGUCAGAGUCCAGGGAGUCAUCCAUCAAUGGAGUCUGAUGGAUGCCCAGAAGGCCGCAUUGAAGAAAAUGUUCCAAUAACAGAAUCUGUAACGAGCCCAGAAAGCUGCAUUGAAGAACGUGUAACAGCAAUAUACGGCAACCCAGAAAGCCAGACUGAAGAAAUUGUAACAAAUACAGAGUGUGAUAACAACCCAGGAAGUCAGAUUGAGGAAAAAUUAACAACAAAGCAGUCUGGUUUCACCCCAGUGAGUCCAGCCGAGGAAGACAAAAGAGAGGAUCCGAUGCUUUCAACAGAAACUGAGCCACAAGAGGUCCAUGUUGGGGUUCAUAGCGCAGGAAGUCCAUUUGAUAGACACCUAGAGAAUCAACCUGAAGAAACGGCAACAGAAGAGUGUCGGUCCUGUGAAGAUCUACCAGAAAUGGAGUCUGAGGGGAAUCCUGAGAGUCCCACUAAAGAAAAUGUAACAUUGGUGGACUGUGAUGGAGAGAGUCACGUAGAAGAAAAUGUAACAGUAAUAGAAGAGAAUGUAAGAGACAGUCUCUUACCUUCAAGGAAGACUGAACCCACACCACAUGAGCUCAUACGUACCACAGUGUGCCCGUUUGAGGAGAACCAAAUGGAGUCUGAACGCAACCCAGAGAAUCAACCCGCACAAAGAUUAGUGGAAGAGAAUCGGCCCUGCGAUCAUCUACAAAACAUGGAGUCUGAUGGUAAACCAGAGAGUCUCACGAUAGGAAAUCAAACCUUUGACCUUGACAGAGACCAGCCUUGUGUGGAAGACCAGGUAACGGGUCUGUCACUUUCAAAGGAAAUGGAACCCACACCACAAGAGGUCCUCGUUGGGAUUCAUAGCACGGAGAGUCCAUUCGAUAGAAACCCAGAGAAUCAACGUGAAGAAGCAUCAAUGGAAGAGAGUCAGUCCUGUGAUGAGCUACCACAAAUGGAGUCGGACAAUAAACUGGAGGGUCUCACUCAAGAAUGUCAAACAUUAGAUCCUGACAGAGAGAAGCCUUGUGUGGAAGAACAUCUAAUAGUGACAGAAGAACCUGUAACAGUGACAGAAGAACCUGUAAUAGUGACGGAAGAACAUCAAACAGAAUGUCUGUCACUUGUAAAGGAAGUGGAACCCAUGCCACAGGAAGGCCUCAUUGGGAUUCAUAGCGGCGAGAGUUCAUGUGAUAGAAACCCGGAGAAUCAACCAGAAGAAACGGCUAUGGAAGAGAGUGAGUCCUGUGAUGAUCAUCCACAAAUGGAGUUGGACAGUAAAACAGAGGGUCCCAUGAAAGAAAAUAAUAUAGCGUGGGCAGAAGAACAUGUUGCAGACAGUCUGUCAUUUUCAAAGGAGGUGGAACCCGUGCCACAAGAGGUCCACAUAGAAGGUGGUCCUGAAGAAAAUCUAAAUGUGACUGAUGAAGAUGCAGAGACAGCGAUGGUGUCUGAUGGACUAAAGAAUAAAGAAAAUUUAACAGAAGAGCUGUCGCUUUCGAAGGACCCCACACUACAAGAGGACCUCAUAGUGUGUCAAGUUGAGGAGCAUCGAAAAGACCUACAACGUCAGAUUGAAGAAAAUCUACCAACAAAGGAGUCUGAUAAAGCCCCAGAGAGUCAAACUGAGGAAUACGAAAGAAAGGAUUUGACGCCCACACCAGAAGUUCUUGUCUUUGGGGUUCAUAGCGCCGAGAGUCCAUUUGAUACGUACUCAGAGAAUCAACCUGAAGAGGCAGCAAUGGAAGACAGUCACUCCUGUGAAGUUCUACCAAAGGUGAGUCCCAUAGAAAAUGUGACAGUAGGUCCUGCCGGAGAGCCAUGUGUUGAAGAACAUGCGACAGUGAUGGAAGAACAUUUUGCAAAAGAACUGCCACCUUCAAAGGACCCCACACUACGAGAGGACCUCUCAGAAAGUCAAGUUGAGGAACAUCACAAAGAUCCAGGAAGUCAGACGGAAGAAAAUCCAACAGCAAAGGAGACCCCAUCUGCGGAAUGCGUGAGAGAAGAUCUCACGACACAAGAGGUCGUUGUUGGGAUUCAUCAUACCGUGGGUCCGUUUGAUAGAAAGCCAGAGAUUGAACCUGAAGAAACAGAAAUGGAAGAGUGUCAGUCCUAUGACGUUCUACCACAAAUGGAGUUGGACAGUAAAUCGGAGAGUCCCACCACAGAAAAUGUAACAGGGCAUCCUGAUGGAGAGGCUUGUGUUGGACAACAUCCAGCAGUGAUGGAACAUGUCCCAGAAGGUCUGCCACUUUCAAAGGAAAUGAAAGCCAUGCCAGAAGAUGUCCACGUAGGAGGUGGUACUGAGGAACAUGAUGAUGACGACGCAGAGACAGGACUCAAGACCGAAGAGCUGUCACUUCCAGAGGAACACACAGCAAAAGAGGUCACCAUGGAAGGUCAAGUUGAGGAACAUCUAAUGGAGACUGAUAACAGCCCAGAGCAUCAAAUUGUCACGGCGUCUGAUAGCAACCCAUUGAGUCAGAAUGAAGAAACGGCACCGCCAACAGAGGUAUGCUGUUUUAAUAAAGGUGAGGAACAUCAAAUGGAGUUUGUUGAAGAUUCAGAAAGCCAGACAGAUGUACGUGUGAUAAAUCAGUCAACUUUGGUUGGCCAAUCGCCGGCGCCAUCGGAACACCAGCAGGAGCAGGUGACAACUUCUUGUGAUGGUGUCAACAAAACAACGGAGGCGUCGACAGAUGGGGCAGUCGAUGAGCAAAAUGGAACAAUGGAGGUGUCCUCUGAAUGUGUCACAGUCUCUGUGCUUCCGACAGAUGUGGAAGUGACGUCACAGGAGGAAAUGAACAGGCAACAGACUACGGACGCUACACACAUACCAGCUGUUCAAGAGGAUGUGAUGAAAAGUGUGGAAAAAGAACAUCAGUGCGUUGAAUAUUCUCCGGCACCCAUGACUGAAUCCAACAUCCAGGCUUCCGCAACAAAUGAGAAUGUGGAGCAUCCUGUCUCCUUACAGGAAGUGGACAGCAUUGACGCAACAACAGGCCGAGAUAUUAGUGAAAGAAAUGAAUUUAUGGAACAUGAAGAUAACAUGAAGUUUGAGCACAUUCCAGGCGACGCCCAUCAAGAAUUGAUGAUAAAUGCAAACCUCCAGGAUAUGUCUAAGGUCCAAAAUGAUUCCAAUAGCAGUGGAAAUGAAGACUGUUUUCCAGAGGUGACAUCGGCCCAGAAGUCAAACAUGGAUACCUCAGCGGAAAUAAGUCAACACAGCUCAGAUGUUCCCGAAUGUCAUUCUGUGAUUGCAGCUGACUUCCAGGUGCAGAACGCAGAAGACCUUACCAUGAAACCUCAGCAGGAAACACUCGGUCAGAUGAGCCCGGAACACGUGGGGAUAUAUACUGCAACAACAGAAGACACGCCGUCCGAAGCCCUCAUAGAACAAAGCCAGACGAGUCCAGCAAUGGCCGACACACACCUGUCACCUGACGCUCAGGCAGAACCAUCCCAAAACAUGGAGCAUGAAGACUCUCUUGGAUGCGAGGCUGCUCAGGAGCGUCAGACUACUUUAGCAUCUAUGUCUGCUACGGCAUCAGACACGCAAACCCUGGAAGGUCAAAGGGAAGGAACGACCACAACACAAGAGACACAACUCCAACACGCGACUCAACUGCCUCAGGAGGUCAUGGUAGAUUGUUCUACUAAUAAAGAAGACAUUCAAUGUGAAGCAACAUCAACAGUGGAGUAUCCUCAUCUCACAUCCAUGGAAGAAAACGAGAAGCCUGACGUCACAGAAGUCAGUACAUCUCACAAAGGUGACGUUCAGAAGGUCCCAGAUGUUGCCACAAAUGGCUGUAAUGAAAACAAGCAUUUUGUUGGCGCCUCAGCGGAUCUCCAAACAUCAGCAGCCGGGGACGCCAGUGACUCCUUUCAGAAAGGUCUGGAUGUUUCAAGCUCUGAGGAACAGGAGGCCAUGGAGGAGGCAGUCACCAAGAGUUUGAACGCUGCAGUAAGCAAAGUAGAAGCUGACAUGCCGACAGCAGCAGCACCAGAUUUCAUCUCUCAUCCAGCUCCUCCAUUCCAGAGCAUCGGUGAACUUCCUCAUGUGAAAGUAGACCUUCCAGUGGUUUCACUCAGUGAUGCAGCUGUAACUGAGACUGCUGUGGUGCAACACAUCCAUGAAGGAGAGAAGGUCACCUUGGUGAAUGACAAAUCCAUGCUUGAUGUGGGGAAUAACCAGGAGGAAAACACACAUCUGGAGCACAUGGAUGUUAUCAGCAAAACUACAGUAGAAUCUUUAAUGGAAGAUAACACAGGAAAGCAAGAAGUCAAAGAAGAGGAUGCAAUCAUUCCUGCUGAGAGAGCCGACGUCCCCCUCAGAGAAGCAUCCGGAAGCAGUGGAGUUGAAGCGUUUGUUUGUGACCAAUCAGAGGCCUCUGCUACUGUGCUUUACGCCCCAGAAGAGCAGAGUGACACAGUCAGUCAAAGCCAGAUUGUGUACGAGCCCAUUAGCAGUCCAGAGAGUAACGGUGAUGGGGAUGCUUUGGAGAAGCAGAAUUUGGUGUCUAUGGAAGACGUGGACACGAGUAAAUCGCAGAUGGGAAAUGAGGAACUGACCGGAGAGGAACAAGCAGCAGAUGAACCGAUGGAGGUAGAGCAUAGCACCACUGUUGCAGAGCAGAAUUCCACGGCUGCGGUCAUGAGCUCAAGCGUUGCUGUUAGCACGCCAGUAGAUGAGGUUGCACAGGAAGAAGAUGGAGUGUCUCCAGAGCCGAAGUGUGUCCUGGCUGUAGACCUUUGUGCACAGGUGCAAGAGGACACCCCAGCCGUGCCUGCGGUGGACAUUACAGAUGGUGCGGCUGAGGAGUAUGUCAUCCUCCAGCCAGUACUCGAGAGCAAAAUUCCCUUUGAUAUUGUCUCUCAAGCUGCCGCUGCAUCAGGUCUUUCCAGCCCCUGCUUUGACCACAUGCAUCCGGACGAGGCAUUUGUGGCAGACGUGGAAGGUGAAACCGCUUCAAACGGACCCCAAGAGACCCUCAUCCCAGAGGCCGAAGUGCAUCCAUGUCAAGCACCCACUCAGGUUGCCGAUGUUGACGGUGAGGGGGCAGAUGAUGGCGUAAGCGCUCCACCUGUAGAGGAAGCUACUCAGCUUCUUGAAACGCCAGACCAAUUCCUUCAGCCAUCAGAGUGUGGCGAGGGUCAAUUUGCCCUACAGGAAGUGCAAAUUCUGGAGGACAUGGAGCUCGGCCAUGAGAUUGUGGUGGCCGAGGAGGACAAUGAAGAAGAUAGUGAUGUCACCAUUGUAGAAAAAACAGCUGAAACAGUUGAAGCACCUCCUCUUCAAAAGCCUGCAGAAACGCUGGGUGACAAAAAGGAGCAUGAAGCUGAUUCCAAGCCAGACAAUGACACUGAAAAGAAAGACCAUCAGAAGACCCCAGAGGCUGAGAAACCCAGAAAGCAAGAAAUGAACACCCAAGCAAAGACCAAAGCUCGUCUUGCGGCUUUAGCAGAGCAGAAAGCUGCCGCCAUGAAAAAGGCUGCCAACAAACAGCAGCUGAACCUCUUGGCCUUGUGUCAGGAAAUAGCUGAGGACAUCGCCACAGACAGCAUGCUGUUAAAGAGGAUCGAGGAAGAAAAGCAAGCAGCAGCCAAAGGUGAAGCCAGCAGGAAGGAGAAUCCACCUGUAAGCGCACAGGAAGUAGCCACCGCUGACGCCAAGCCUCCCGCUGAACCAGAAAGCUCCUCGGCUUUGGGAACCCCCGCUGAGGAGACACCUGUGGUGCAGCCAUCAGCUCCCGUGUCCAAACCUCACGAGGACCCCCCAAAGAGGCGCUUCUUCGUCUCCCAGGUUACAGUGCCCCUGAAGGCCCACGAGAAAAAGAAGUUGACGCGCUAUCAAAGACUGAGACAGGUUGAACUGCAGCGGGAGAAGAUGUCCUGGGCUCGCAUGAAGAAGAUGAAGACGGACCAAGCCAAUCAAAUGUUGUCAGACAUGGACUGGCAAGCUUCCAUGUUCACAACUGCUGCUUCUGCCAAUGCAGUGAACACUGAUGCUGCACCCGCACCCAAAGACACUUCCUCCUCUCCUCCAAGUCCCGUCUUAAGCAGCAAACCUGCAACACCCACAGCAGACGUUCCUCAGCCUGAGAUUGCAAAGCCUGAAACUGUUAAAGGGGAACCACCUCAAGUCGAAGCUCCCAAGGCGGAACCUGAUGCUAAAACUGACCCCAUAAAACCGGAAACACCGCAGACUGAACCUGCUAAAGUUGAAAACACAAGAAUAACAAGGCAAAGUAAGGCUCAGACCUCAAAAGCGACGCCGCCUCCCGCUCCCUCCCCAAAAGUGACCAGGUCGUCAACCAGAAGGUCACUGCCAGCUGUGCCCCCCCCAAUGCCCAACGGACUGAAAGCCCCCAAGCCCAAGCCUGUAGAGUACAAGCCAUACAAACCACGGCCCAGGUAUUCACCUGAUGAUUUUGAACUAGAUGAUGACCCCUUACCGGCGCCUCCCAAGAAGUCCAGUCCCCUAUGCAGGACUUCCCAAGUCAUCGGUCAGUCUAGUCCUCUGGCCCAGCCUAAAGCCACACUUCCUGCAAAGCCAUCACAGGUUCCGAACCAGUCCCAACGUCAACCUUCAGUCGUUCCUGGUGGACACAUGUCAGGUCAGUCCAAGUCUUCUAUUUCAACAACCACUCAGUCAAAGCCUUGCAGUCCUUCUCCCGGUCCACGACGUGCCAGUGCCACAACCCCCCAGUUUCCAUCCCCGGUUGCGGCCCCUUCUACAAAUGCAACGCAAGCAAAGGCGAGUGAGACCCAAAGUGCAGCAGCUUCUGUUUCGCCCAAACUUAAAGCUGCCGGUGCAGGUCCCACCACACCUUCAGUGCCAUCAAACACAGCCCAGGCAAAACUGACUGAUCCGACCUCGGAUAAAGGUUCAGGUCCUCCCAAACCUCGUCUGGUUGAGCCUGCAUCAGACACUGAUAGCAAAGAGGCUCCUGCUUUGCAUUCAUCAGGUUCACCUCCUCCAAAGGAGAGCUCAGAUCAGUUGAAUGUGCAGAAAUGUGAAGAAAAGCCAGCAGUCAGCGAUGUGGAUCAGUGCCCACAGGCCGAACGCGUCAAGACAGCACAGGAGACAUCAGAAAGGCCUUUUCAAGACGGCGCCGUCAAGCAGCACGGUGGAGAGACUCCUCUGACCGACGCUUGUCUGCAGAGAGAAGUCAGGAAACUCAAAGAGGCUGACAAAGAUGGCACCCAAACUAUUAUUGAUGCAGGACAGAAGCACUUUGGGGCGGUGGCCUGCAAUGUGUGUGGGAUGCUGUACUCCGCCGCCAACCCCGAGGAUGAAUCUCAGCAUUUACUCUUCCACAACCAGUUCAUCAGCGCUGUUAAAUAUGUGGGAUGGAAGAAGGAGAGGAUCCUGGGAGAAUUCCCAGAUGGGAAGAUCAUUCUAGUCCUGCCAGAUGAUCCCAAAUACGCUCUCAAGAAGGUUGAAGAGAUUAGAGAGAUGGUGGACAAUGACCUGGGCUUCCAGCAGGUGGAGACCAAGUGUCCCUCGCAGACCAAAACCUUCCUCUUCAUCUCCAACGACAAGAAAGUGGCAGGCUGCCUCAUCGCAGAGCACAUUCAGGAGGGCUACCGGGUGAUCGAGGAGCUCGCACCUGGCGGCUCAGAAGGAGAGAAGGUGAUGUUUGAGCGCCAGAGGGCUUGGUGCUGCUCCACCACGCCCGAACCAGCCAUCUGCGGGAUCAGCCGCAUUUGGGUGGUCAGCAUGAUGAGACGCCGCGGCAUCGCCUCCCGCUUGGUGGAGUGCCUCAGGAACAACUUCAUCUACGGUUCCUACCUGAGCAAAGAUGAGAUCGCGUUCUCCGACCCGACCCCCGAUGGGAAGCUCUUCGCCACACAGUACUUUGGCCUCUCAGAGAAGAGCGUUGACGGCCUGCCCUGACCUGCCCUGAUGACUGCCUUGCAGAACAGUGACGCCUAGUGGCCACUCGGAUGUUUGGUAUCGAUGCAGUGUAAAAGGUCAAAGGCUGCCAUGUUUUGUUCUCAUUCCUAGUGCAUUCCUCAACGCUCCUGUCACAACACUUGCCAGCUCGGUGGUAACAAAACAAGCUUGGAACAACACAGCAGGCUUUCCCAAGAAAGAGGGUGCGGAAACAAGCUCCUCCUGAGAGACGUGAUAGUCAUCAGCCAAGAGAAAAGCCAAGGGGUCUGCACAGUCCUGGGAGAGCCAUAACUCGGCUGUAUUUUGAUGUCAUCAUCUUCAUAACUGCUUUGACUGAAAACUCCAUUCCCGAGCAACGGCGCGUCCUCGUCUUGGUCGUCAUCAGUCUUGUCCUUGCUGAUGGUGUCACUGGAGGAACCAGCGUUAUGUAAAUCCAUGAUGUCCUGUUGUGACUCCAGCUCAGGUAAACAAGUCAUGUUAAGCUGAUUUGCCACACCAGAACGUGUCAGGGUGGUCGUCCAAUGGAGGGUUUCUUCCUCCUUGAUUGUAAGCCGCACCUUCAUCUCCACUGUCAUGCUGCCAUCCUGGUUCACCCGAAAUGACUUCUCGAUGUCGUCCUCAGCCGGCGCCUCAACAUCAGCAUCCGUCUCCGCAACGGACUCCAGCACAUGUCCGGACUCGUACUCGAUGGAGUUGGUGGGGUUGCUGGGUAUUUCGCAUGAGCUCUCCAUGAGGGAGUUGUGGAUCUUGUUCACGAUGUACCUCUCAGAGGAUGUGGAGAAGUUUCUUGACUUGUAUGACAAAGACUUCUUUUUACCUUCAGGUCAAGUUCAUGGAAGGUGAUGGUUGAAAAAGGUCCAUGGAGGCAUGGAAGAAGGAAAAGCGAGAGGGAGAGUUAGACUGACGGCAUAUGUAGGUCAUCUCGGGUGUUCUGCAUGAUAUCAUUGGCUUAGCACUUUCUCAGGCUUUAUCUUAUGCGAGCAGGUAGAUUACCGCAUAGCACGGGUCGUGUGACUGAAGCGUCCGUCAGACUGACAGUCUUGAAAUGAAUUCAACUUACGGCUCAAAGCCUUCAGUCUCCUGGCAGACGGCCGCGUUGACGCUGGUGAUUUUUGGCUGUAGUAGUUUGCGGGCCUGAAAGGCUCCUUGCCUGCAGCCACCACCAUCCCCGAGCACAGGAUCAAUCCCGGGAGUCCUUCCACCUGCGGCGUACAAAGCAAAAGUGAAAAUGUUUUGCAUCGGGUUGUACCUGGAAGUGUAAUAAAAGUACAUUGCACCUUGCAGUACUGGAAGGUUCUCCUUGACCAGUAGCCUUACAGGGCAGUAUCCCACAAUGCUGUGCGUGGGAUUAGGGUGAGUUACUAAAGAAGCUUAGCACUUUCCCCUUAUGGGGUUGCCGUUUACAGUGCAGGUCUAACUAAGUCCUAUAUGGGUCAUUAAUGCUGCUUCCCAAACAGGAAACUGUACUGCACUUACACGUCUGCCGUCAGGUGUGUGCAGCUUCACCACAUGGAACUGCAACAUCUCUGAAAUGUACUCCAGAAUCCACUCAAACGUCGCCGUGCUCCUCUUUCGGAGCACCACCAGAUGUUUGACAGAAGGGUCCCCGUUGCGGAACACCAGCAGCCUUUUGGGCGUGUGCACAAGCACCGGUUCCUGCCUGCGCAUGGUCCAGCCCGGGAAAGCCCUGGCCAGCGGCGCCGUCCGGCGGUGACGGUGGGCGCUAAUAGGCCUGGCGUGGUACCAGGGCGGCAGCUUCUUCCUGGCCAGCGCCAGGUUGACGGGUUUGACCUUCCGGCUGUCGGAGCAGAUGUAGGACUUGCCAUCCUCCAGCUCGUCCAGCGUGUUGAUGGCGUGAACCCCACGUGGGGUGGUGAUGUUCCUCACACCGAAUGGCAGGGGCACCUUUUUAGACAGGCUGUCCAGGAGCGCGUCAAAUGUCUUAAAGGUCCGAUUGUUGACCACCAUGCGUAAGCCACUGAAUUGAGGGUCUCCGCUCUUGUAGAAGCAUACCCUCUUUGACAGAAUGGGGUUGAUGACAUUGGGAUGGCGAGGGGUGCCGAAAGUGUGCAGACUCCCCGAUGACUGAUCAGGGGGGAUCCUGCGAUGGGCCGUGUCGUUCAUUGUUGCUGAUUGGCUGCAAGAGAAGAAGAUACAAGUUUUAGGUCAUAAACUCCAACCAGGGGGAAUUUUUGAGCGUCAGCAUUACAGACGGUAAAGCCAUCGUGUCUUGGGUGGUGGUUGUCAUGGUGAAAUGUUGUCAUCGGUCCAGGCUCUGUGAAGCGUCCGCACCGCGCUCUCCAUCCUGAUGGCUGCCCAGGCUCUCGCGCAGCAACACUUUAUUUCGGGAGACACCACGGCGGGGAUCAGCCCACCAGCGAUGACUUCAUCCCAGCCCGUCACUGGAAUGUGCCGAAGCAUAACGGAAUCACUCCCAGCUGCUCCUCCAGAUCUGUCCUCCCGUCCAACGCCGCCUCGGCGAGGGCUACCGACCGUAGCGUCACGUGGAGCAUCUGUCGCAGCUCCUUCUGGAGGCCGCCGUGCGAGAGAAGCGGUUAACAUUCCCAAACCUCGCAGCUGCCAGGAAUUCAAUUAGAAGGCGCGCAGCUGCACUGGGACCCGCAGCACUUCAAUUACAC